Messenger RNA from Acanthochromis polyacanthus (spiny chromis), 1671 nucleotides. RefSeq names its product chemerin-like receptor 1. Gene Ontology annotation, biological process: positive regulation of cytosolic calcium ion concentration; phospholipase C-activating G protein-coupled receptor signaling pathway; complement receptor mediated signaling pathway. The transcript is spliced from 2 exons. Gene Ontology annotation, molecular function: G protein-coupled receptor activity; complement receptor activity. Lineage: Eukaryota; Metazoa; Chordata; Actinopteri; Pomacentridae. Bases 285 to 1391 code for a protein of 368 amino acids. Gene Ontology annotation, cellular component: plasma membrane. The record is from RefSeq and is a predicted model, not a curated record.
GAGUGAAGAAAGGAGACACUAAAUGUCAAGAUUUGAUCUGGCAUUUAGCAUGACACUGUACAAGAUGCGGCAUGUCUAGAGCAGUUAAAGGUUAUGCAAGAGCAUCAGUUGACAAAUUUAGGCAGUUUUUUUUGUUAACGCAAGCUUCCUGUGGAUCCGCCUUAAGGUGGGCGGUGACUGACUUCACACUUUAGACUGCAUUAAACUGCCAGAGUUUAAGAAGGGAUUCUUCAUCUGCAGAUUCAUCAACAAACAACUCUGAAAAAGCAGGUCUGAAGGCCGUGAUGGAGACGAUCAAUUCCUCUUCCUACAACUUCAGGACAACUACUCUGCCUCCUGGAGAUGGCUAUGACGAUUUUCACAAGUAUGCUGAUUUGUUGAAGUCUCUCAACAUCAUGUCUAUGAUAGUUUACUCUCUGGCCUUCGUCCUCGGUGUGGUCGGGAAUGGAGUGGUCAUCUGGGUGACUGGGUUCCUGAUGAAGAAAACGGUGAACACGGUUUGGUUCCUGAACCUCGCUGUGGCCGACUUCCUGUUCACAGCAUUUCUUCCCUUUGCAGUGACCUACCUGGCGCUGGAUUUCCACUGGCCCUUCGGCAAUUUCAUGUGCAAGCUGAACACCACAGUCAGCUUUCUGAACUUGUUUGCUAGUGUCUUCUUUCUGGUGGUGAUCAGCAUGGACAGAUGCGUGUCGGUGGUUUGGCCCGUUUGGGCGCAGAACCACCGGAACGUACGCAAGGCCUCCUGGGUGAGUCUGGGAGUUUGGGUGGUGGCUUUGAUUCUCAGCAUUCCGUACUUCGUCUUCAGGGACACCGAGGAUGACCUCGAGGCAAACUUGACAUUCUGCUUCAACAACUAUGCUCUUUCUGAUGACUACGAAACGCCGUCCGUGAACCGGCUGCGACAGUCUCGUCACGAGGCGCUGGUCGUCGUCCGCUUCCUCCUGGCAUUCGUUGUCCCCUUCACCGUCAUCGUCUCCUGUUACGCCAUCAUCAUCCACCGCCUCAGGAGAAACCGAACCCUGGCCAGCCAGACCAGCCGCCCCUUUAAGAUCAUCGCUGCCAUCAUCAUCACUUUUUUCGUGUGCUGGGUUCCAUUUCACAUCAUGGGUCUAAUUGAGUUGGUAAAAUUCUCUUCAGAUGAACCAAACAACAAAUUAGAAUUUGUCAUCUCUGUCGGCAUCCCCAUAGCCACCAGCCUGGCCUUCCUCAACAGCUGCCUGAACCCACUGCUGUAUGUGUUCAUGGGCCAAGAUUUCAAGGAAAAAGUCCGCAAAUCCAUCCUGAAAGCGCUGGAGUCGGCCUUCCAGGAGGAGGAGGAGACUCGCUCCACCAAUGACAUGAAAACAGGGGAGAGCAAAGAGAGGUCAGCAGAUGAUGAGACUGAGGUAUAAAGCUGUCCAUGAAGGAACUUAUACUGAAAGUGCAAACAAUUUGGACUCAAAUAUCAUUGUAAAUAUCAAAUGGAUUUUCCCAAGUUGUACAUAUUAGCCAAGAAUCAAUCAUUUUAUAGAGAUAAUGUUAGAUUUUCUAUGUCUUUUCUGUUUGCUUUGCCAGCUACUAAGAUCCAUGGAGACUGAUGGUACAAGAUGCUGUGAUGCUUUAUUAUGACUAAACCUUCUCUCAACAAGACAGUGGGGUAUUUUAACUAUAAGAAUAAAUGGAUGAAGCAGA